Molecule: messenger RNA, 292 nt
Organism: Pogonomyrmex barbatus (red harvester ant)
Lineage: Eukaryota; Metazoa; Arthropoda; Insecta; Hymenoptera; Formicidae
Product: CB1 cannabinoid receptor-interacting protein 1
Biological process (GO): negative regulation of signaling receptor activity
Cellular component (GO): plasma membrane
Molecular function (GO): type 1 cannabinoid receptor binding
Source: RefSeq, a predicted model, not a curated record
CCUCUCUCUCUCUCUCUCUCUCUCUUUUUUCCCUCUUUUUCGCUGGAGCAUUAAAACUCUGGACGAUCCCUGGGCGAUUAUUAUGGGGUAUUUGAGCGUUGGCUAAAUGGGGGCCGAUGGACAUUUUCGCGUGACCUUGUCCCUCAGGAGGGAACCAGGCGCCGGACCGGUUUGCAAGAUGGAGACGUCCGCAAGAUUUCGGCAGCUGAAGACGGUGAAGCUGAGCUGCGAGGCGACGUACCGGCUCGACAUCAGCUUCAAGCCGCCGCAACUUCUGCAGUGGGUACAGUAA